AUGGCUGACCGAUUGAUCCCCGCUGUGGUACGAGUCAAUAAUAUGAAAGAGGAACGACAGCAUUUGCGUGGGAAUUUUGCGCAAGCUGCCCAACAAGCCGGAGCUGAUAUCAAUCCAAUGGCACAAACGAACCACCGAAAUGAGGCCAUUGGUCAUGCGGUCGGCUCACUUGGUUUACUUGCCGAAGUACUUGCUGAAGAAAUUGUUGUUUUGCGUGGCAACGUGAGACAGCGAGCAAGGCUCUUCUGUCAUUUUCUUGGUGUUCAACUUUCUGGUGUCUGGGAACGUCUUUUGCGUGUGUUUGCUAGCACUCAUUCAUACAAACCAAUUCGGCUCGAAGGAAGUGCUGCGCUUGGUGUUGGGGCAUCAGAGUAUCAAGAAUCAAAGGAUAUGCUAGUCUCCUCCUAUUCGCUUAUUGAUUUGGCAAAAAUUCUUCUGACAGACGGUGUUGAAGAUGGUAUUGCUCGCCAAUUUCAAUUGUGGAGUAAGCCAUGGGCCUGCUUACCUGAACGGAAGAUCGUAACAGAUGCUGAUGAAGAUGGAACUUCUGAAUUUCAACUUUUCAAUCGCCCUCUCACAUUUGAUGACGAGGACGAGCUUUUAAGUCUGCCUUCGACUCAACAAACUGGAACAUUGAGAAUGCAAAGCCUUGAGGCAAAAAUGGCAAAGAUGGCAAAAUUAAGUCAAGAAUUGUCCGCUUUUCUUGCUGCGCAAAAUGGCACUAGAUCACGUGUCUCAUCUGGCACUAACAGUCAACAAAAGUCGCCAUCUGCUAUUAGCAUUGACGACGGUGUUUGCAUGCAGUCGAUGCGCUCUUCUCGUUCAAUAAACGAAUCUCCAGUUCCUUCUCUUCCAUCAAUCAAAGAUAAACCGCCAACUAAGGAAUUGCCUCUAGUUCGUCCACCACCCGGACCUCCUCCACCUCCUCCUCCACCACCACAAUUGCCAUUGACACCACGAGUGGCAAAGCAAGCACCACCACAGCUGGAUUCUGAGAAUCUUCAAUCAGGCACCUCUGUAAAAUCAUUGGAUAGCACCAGUGUUGAGUCAUUAACAUCUCCGCGAGUCCAAUUGUUGCAGGAUAUCAAGCAAUUCAAGUUCAACAAAACAGUUGCCAAAUCACCUGGAGGGACUCCACUUGUAAAGAUUCCAUUGCGGGAGAAUCAUCGAAAUAUAGAGUCUGGAGUGCUUGCAGCCAUCAAAUACAAGUUUCGCAAUGUUCGUCCAUCCAUAGAUGACGAUGAUGAAAGUUUGACAAACAACUCGUUUAAGGAUGAUGAAUGGACCGAUGAUAAUGCAGACGCUAGAUCGACAACUCAAAUUGAAGGAGAGAGUGAGAUGGAAGUCGAAAGUGAGCAACUAUGUGGAGCCGCUAAA
Molecule: messenger RNA, 1377 nt
Organism: Mesorhabditis belari
Lineage: Eukaryota; Metazoa; Nematoda; Chromadorea; Rhabditida; Rhabditidae
Source: the annotation of a GenBank genome assembly